AUGCUAUUCUACUUAACAACAUUGAAUCUUGUGAGAUUCUUGAAAGAGGAUCAUCCCACUGUUGGAGAGGACGAAGUAGAUGUGCAAACUCAACAUGUAGUUGAGGCAUGGAAGCAUGUUGAAUUCCUUUGUAGGAAUUAUAUUCUUAAUGGCUUGUCUGACUCACUGCAUAGUGUGUACAGUGUGAAGAAAACGACUAAGGAAUUGUGGGAGUCUUUGGACCACAAGUACAAAGUCGAAGAUGCUGGAGCCAAGAAAUUCUUUGUUGGCCAAUUCUUGAACUUCAAGAUGGUGGAUUCCAUAAAUGUGAUAAGACAAGUGCAAGAUCUUCAGUUGAUUAUCCAUGGAAUAUAUGCUGAAGGGAUGAUCUUGAGUGAGUCUUUCCAAGUAGCUGCUAUUAUAGAGAAGCUACCCCCUGCAUGGCUAGACUUCAAAAAUUAUUUGAAGCAUAAGCGAAAGGAAAUGACUGUUGAAGAUCUCAUUUGCAGACUUCGUAUUAAAAAGGAUAACAAAAGUGCUGAGAAAAAGGCUAAUAUGGUGGAGCAUGAAAAAGGCUCCAAGGGGAAGAAGCCUAAGCCCAAGACAUGGUCCAAACUAGGACCGAAAGGUGGAAUUUUAAAGAAGCCAAAAUUCCAAGGGAAGUGCUUUAAUUGCAACAAGACGAGACAUAAAUCGUCAGAUUGUAGACUAUCGAAAAAGAAAGGAAAUGAGGUCAAUGUUGUGGGAGCCAUGUCCAAAGAGAUCGCUGACCUAGACCUAUGUGAUGCGGUCUCUGAAAUAAACCUAGUGGAUUCUAAUCCAAAGGAACGGUGGCUCGUUACUGGAGCUACUCGUCAUGUCUGUUCGAACAAGUCUGCCUUCUCCGACCUUACUUCGGUGGAAAAUGGGGAUAAUAUCUACAUGGGCAACUCGGAAACCUUUGAAAUAAAAGGGCAGGGUACUGUGUACUUGAAAAUGACGUCUGGAAAGAGUGUCAAGCUGUAG
Humulus lupulus (European hop) is the source of this 984-nucleotide messenger RNA. RefSeq lists its product as uncharacterized. Gene Ontology annotation, molecular function: nucleic acid binding; zinc ion binding. The record is from RefSeq and is a predicted model, not a curated record. The transcript has a single exon. NCBI's taxonomy places the organism in Eukaryota, Viridiplantae, Streptophyta, Magnoliopsida, Rosales, Cannabaceae. Bases 1 to 984 code for a protein of 327 amino acids.